AUGGUGGUAUACCAAGCUGAUAGAAGAAGACAAGAAGUUAGUAAUGAAUCAGAACAAAAUGAUUAUUGGGUUAAAUUUCAAAGCAAAAAAUUAAAAAUGCUGGAAGAAGAACUUAAACUUGAAAAGGGGAGUUAUAUGUAG
Entrophospora sp. SA101 is the source of this 141-nucleotide messenger RNA. NCBI's taxonomy places the organism in Eukaryota, Fungi, Glomeromycota, Glomeromycetes, Entrophosporales, Entrophosporaceae. The record is from the annotation of a GenBank genome assembly.